CUUCUCCACCAGUUGUUCCUCUUUCCAUCCUCCGCCACACUAUUUGGGCUGCUGGCAACCUCUCUCAUCUCAUCCCAUCCCAUCCCAUCUGUGGUCUUGCUUCCAUUUCAAUUUCCUCGCAUUAUCCUCCUCUUUUCUCUCCUUGAGACUCAUGAUCCAUUCACGAUAUAUAAUUCUACGUGACGACAACGCUGAGCGGAGUUAAUUAUAAAGGAAGGAGAGGCCACUGUCUUCCACGUUAUCCGCUGCUGGAUGAUCCACAAAAAAAGCACUGACGCACCAGCCUAGGUCGUAAAACAGCCCCCGGAGGUGCUUUCUCAUCCAUAAUUCUCGAGAGGAUGUCGCCGAAGCCGCUGGACUACGAGUCGCUGAAUGAGAAUGUGAAGAAGGUUGCAUAUGCCGUCAGAGGGGAGCUUUACCUGCGGGCGUCGGAGUUGCAGAAGGAGGGGAAGAAGAUUAUUUUCACAAAUGUCGGGAACCCUCAUGCUCUCGGACAGAAGCCACUAACAUUUCCCCGUCAGGUGGUAGCAUUGUGCCAAGCUCCAUUUCUAUUGGAUGACCCUAAUGUCGGGCUUUUAUUCCCAGCAGAUGUCAUUGCAAGAGCUAAACAUUAUCUUUCAUUGACUUCGGGUGGUUUAGGUGCAUAUAGUGAUUCUCGAGGGCUUCCUGGAAUUAGGAAAGAAAUUGCAGAGUUCAUUGAAAGGCGUGAUGGUUAUCCUAGUGAUCCAGAGCUUAUAUAUCUGACAGAUGGAGCCAGUAAAGGUGUUAUGCAGAUAUUGAAUACUAUAAUCAGAAAUGAGAAGGAUGGUAUUUUGGUUCCAGUUCCGCAAUACCCUCUGUACUCUGCUGCAAUAUCCUUGUAUGGUGGGUCUCUUGUGCCAUAUUAUUUAGACGAGGAGGCUAACUGGGGGCUUGACAUUAAUCAUACCCGCCAAUCAGUUGCAGAAGCUCGGUUAAAAGGAAUUACUGUUCGAGCUAUGGUUAUUAUAAAUCCUGGAAACCCCACUGGGCAAUGCUUAAGUGAAGCCAAUCUAAGAGAAGUGUUGAAAUUUUGUUAUCAAGAAAACUUGGUCCUGCUUGCUGAUGAAGUUUAUCAACAAAACAUAUAUCAGGAUGAGCGGCCCUUCAUAAGUGCAAGAAAAAUAUUGGCGGACAUAGGCCUGCCAAUUAGCAAAGAGGUUCAACUUGUGUCUUUCCACACUGUGUCGAAAGGAUACUGGGGAGAAUGUGGUCAGCGUGGAGGAUACUUUGAAAUGACUAACCUUCCUGCUAAGUCUGUAGAUGAGAUCUACAAGGUUGCAUCAGUAUCACUGAGUCCAAAUGUUCCUGGCCAGAUCUUUUUGGGCCUGAUGGUUAAUCCCCCCAAACCAGGAGAUAUCUCUUAUCUGAAGUUCGUUGCAGAAAGUAAGGCAAUCCUCGAGUCCCUGAGGAAAAGAGCCCAUAUAAUGACGGAUGGGUUUAAUAGUUGCAGAAAUGUUGUUUGCAAUUUUACAGAAGGAGCCAUGUAUUCAUUUCCACAAAUACGUUUACCUCCAAAAGCUAUUGAAACUGCUCAAAGGGCUGGCAAGGCUCCUGAUGUUUUCUAUUGCCUCAAGCUCUUGGAAGCAACAGGAAUCUCCACAGUGCCAGGCUCAGGCUUCGGCCAAAAAGAAGGGGUUUUCCAUCUAAGGACCACCAUCUUGCCGUCUGAGGAAGACAUGCCUUCUAUCAUGAGCAGUUUCAAGAAGUUCAAUGAUGAGUUCAUGGAGCAAUAUGAAGAUUACAGAGGCUACUCCAGAAUGUAAAAGGCUUUUGAAAUUGGACACCUAAAGAUACUACUAGUUCAAGGGAAAGAAAAGGAAUACUUGUUUCUCUCAUUAAGCUAUCUGCUUUGCAAAAUUUAGGGGCUCUCAAGUUUAAAUAUGACUAAUUGUUUGUAAAGAUAAAUUUAUCAUCUGAAAAUCCUUUUUAUGUAACUGAUUCAGUAAGAAUCAGGUGAAUGAAAUAGCACAAUACUGGUUAUUCUACUAAUAAUGACCUUAAUUAGUUUUCUGA
Molecule: messenger RNA, 2034 nt
Organism: Zingiber officinale
Lineage: Eukaryota; Viridiplantae; Streptophyta; Magnoliopsida; Zingiberales; Zingiberaceae
Product: glutamate--glyoxylate aminotransferase 2
Exons: 15
Coding region: 339-1784 (481 amino acids)
Biological process (GO): biosynthetic process; photorespiration
Molecular function (GO): L-alanine:glyoxylate transaminase activity; pyridoxal phosphate binding; L-alanine:2-oxoglutarate transaminase activity
Source: RefSeq, a predicted model, not a curated record